AUGCGUUCCUCACUCGCCAGAUCUCUACAAAAGAUACCAUCUACAUCUACUUCUGCGAGAAAGAUUACUGCUGGAAGUAAAGUUACUACACCUGUUUCGUACUUUGCUACAUCUUCUUUCAAUACAUCGACAGCAGGAGCAACAGCAAGAGUAAUCUCUCAUAAUACACAUACAAACUCCAAUAUGUCAUCAGGAAUUCCCGUUGCCGACGAUGCCCGCAGAGGCUCAAACGAGUUGGGAAAGGGAAGUAGAUUGUAUAGCACGACUUCGGGCUCUGCACAUGCGAGUUCUGGAAGUGUUGGCACAGAGGGAUUCAGUGAGUUGGGAAUUGAAAAUACGAAUGUUCAUACGGCUCCCGGGGUGGAAUUGAAUCAGAAACAGAAGGUGGUUGUGGGAAGUGUUUUGGAUCUCUUUGCAGGUCUUCCCUCCCUCGAAAAACUAUCUCUCUGGUCUGACAACGCCGUCUUCGCUGAUCAAAUCACCAAUGCCGAGGGACGCAAACAAUAUUCUGCUCAAUGGUUUGGAUUAAAAACUGUUUGUAACAAAAUAGAACGUCUCGGACAUGAGGUCACGAGUGCUGGAAAUCCAAUCGAGAUGGAUUUGAAGACAAAAUAUGUUUUGAAGGGGGGUAUGGAACAGACUGUUGAGAGUAAGGUGAGUAUCUGGACAGAGCAACAGGGUGGAGAGGGAAAGAUUACAAAGGUUCAGGAUGCGUGGAAUGGGAAUGUGCCUAGUGAGGGCUUUUUCGUCAAGGCACUUCGAAACCUUAAUAGUGUGGUUGUACCCGUUGUUGUUAGCGUGCCAAAGAAUGACGCAGAGGAUGCUAAGAAGGGCAAUCAAUGA
This is a messenger RNA of Botrytis deweyae, 843 nucleotides long. RefSeq lists its product as uncharacterized. Lineage: Eukaryota; Fungi; Ascomycota; Leotiomycetes; Helotiales; Sclerotiniaceae. The transcript has 3 exons. The record is from RefSeq and is a predicted model, not a curated record. The coding region runs from base 1 to 843 and encodes 280 amino acids.